GUCAACUGAGCAUAACCAGACAAAAGCCACACCUUUGAUGAACUUCUUGCCGUAGCAGGUCUGUGAUCGUUGUGCAUGCUACAGGCUCAGUAUCGUCUUCAUAUUCGAUCUAGUAAGCGUCAAGCUUCUCUAGCGCUCGUGUCCGGCGCAAUCCAUCGUCAAUCGCAGUCAUCGCCAGAACGAAGCAAGGCAGAUCUAAACAUCUCUUCAGACAACCACGUCCGCUUCCCUUCCCUGAAUCGCAUAACGCAAUGCAUACUCCAUCACCAGAGCUCCUCCGAGCCUUGAGGCUUGCUGUCCUUCCGUUCAGAACCUCAAACCACCGGGUCUGCGUCGCAGCUACAGCACGACACACAUCUCGCACCACGCUCUCAACACGAAGCCUCGCAACGAAAACGACCUCUUCGCGCCUCUACGCCCGCCAACCUUCAAGUACACCCCCAAGACAGUCCUCUCCUUCGUCAAGCCCGCCAGCAGCAGCAGCAGCGACACCAAACGUGCACAAUGUCCGCGCCCCACGAUCCCACGACCGCGGCCCAGCAUCCCAAGAAGAAACACAAACCGAUUUCUCCAAAAUGGACAUCCUGACGAACGCGGGCGCCGCCGUCCCCGCGACAUCCAUCGACGCAUGCACCCACGACGGCUUCUACCUGAACAACGGCACCCACACCGCCGGCGGCAUGGGCGUGCUCUUACUCGACGGCGAAGCAUUCACAUGGACACCCUGGUCCGCUAACACCGCAUCGGUCGCAGCAUCGACUGGUGCUGGCGGUGCCGGAUUCGCAGCACUCCUCGACAAAAGAGGGAUACUCACGAUCCCUGUGCCGUCGCUAGGCAUCUUGGGCCUGAUAUACCCGAAACCAGACCUCUUGAUCAUAGGGACAGGCCGGAAAUUGUGGAUGCUCAAUCGAGAUACCAGAAAACAUCUAUCUGAAGGAUUGGGGAUCAAGGUCGAUGUCAUGGACACGGCGAAUGCGGCGGCCGCGUAUAAUCUGCUUGCUACGGAACGGGGGACGGCGGAGGUUGGGGCGCUGAUGAUUCCGGAUGGGUUUAGGGGUUUGUGAAGCAUGGUGGUGGUAAAUGGAGGACUUCAGACCUGGCAUAUAUUCAGUUGUCUACGGCGGUGACUUUGAUGAACAAGAGGAGAAAAGCCUCGUUGUAGGAAGGAGUACAUCGAGUAGAUAAUGACAAUGUCAAGCAGGUCGCUCACACUAUGACUUGCAUUGAGGCGAGAGAUCAGACAACGAG
This is a messenger RNA of Exophiala viscosa, 1248 nucleotides long. Its product is annotated as NADH dehydrogenase 1 alpha subcomplex assembly factor 3. Gene Ontology annotation, cellular component: mitochondrial inner membrane. Gene Ontology annotation, biological process: mitochondrial respiratory chain complex I assembly. The transcript has a single exon. The coding region runs from base 252 to 1064 and encodes 270 amino acids. Lineage: Eukaryota; Fungi; Ascomycota; Eurotiomycetes; Chaetothyriales; Herpotrichiellaceae. The record is from RefSeq and is a predicted model, not a curated record.